This is a messenger RNA of Thelazia callipaeda (thelaziosis nematode), 1365 nucleotides long. Lineage: Eukaryota; Metazoa; Nematoda; Chromadorea; Rhabditida; Thelaziidae. The record is from the annotation of a GenBank genome assembly.
AUGUUGGGCAGGACAUUACUCAGAAAUUUACCUUGUCUAUCCACUCAACAGAUAUCAAGUCGAUUGCUCACAGUGCAAAAUAGUUUGCUACAGAACGCAGAUACACAGUUCCACCCUUCAUCAGACUCAGUCCAUGAAUUGCCCUUCGCAUCAACCAACCGCAGGAAAUCACUUAUUAAUAUAGAUUUCAGCAUUAAUCGGGUCUGCCUUAGUGGGACGGUCACAGCCAAACCGUUUUUUGGAACUUCUCGAAACGGUACUAAAUUCGGAGUCAUUCGGAUUUGCUCAAACUCAUUUGGGGGCCAUUAUGACUUUCGAGUGAGACUGGGAACGCGAACUUCAAUUGCGUAUUGCAGAGAAAAUGUGGGAGAAGGGUCCCAUUUGUUUGUGUUUGGUCGUUUGGCUACUUUUCCAAGAAUCGCUGCGGAUGGUACACAAGGUUCUAGUGGGACAAUAAUGGCAUCUCGUAUAUCAGUGGAGAAGAAUUCUGUUGUUGUUGGAGAGGAACAUUUAGAGGAUGAUGAAUUGUCUAUUGUAAUGUCGUCAAAUCCAUUCGAUGAUAAUUAUAUUGACCCUAGUGUUUAUGAUGGACCUAUAAAAAGUUACACAACUGUAACCGAAAGCAGUACUGAUGGGAAAUUGGAUGACAGCAUUAAUUUUUAUGAGCAGGAGUUGGAACUUUAUAUGCAUCAGUCUCUGGACAGUACGCAACGGGCAACAAAGAAUUUAGAGCAAAGCGAGCAGAUCGGCAUAGCUGCUGCUCAAGAUUUAAUCACACAAAGAGAAAAGUUAGAACGCACCGAAAAGAAUCUUGAUGAUAUUGAUAAAACAACGAAGAUGACUCAGCGUAAUCUGAAUAGUUUAAAAUCUGUUUUUGGGGGUUUUUUCAAAAAUAAAUUUUCAAGAGCGCCCAAGGAUGAACCACAGAUAUCACCAUCAAAAUCAGAUUCAGUUCUCGGGAGUACGGUGGGUAAACUAAAUAUUUCUGCUAGCGCAGGUCAUAAUUAUUCAUAUACCACCAUGUCUGCAUCUGGUCCAACACUAAGUGAAAGUUCACGAGCUGCUAUAAAAGGAACACGUUGGGAGGCUAUGGAUAACGAGAUUGAUUCUAAUCUUGAUUUAAUGAGUUCCCAACUAUCUCGUUUGCGUAUGCUUGGUGAAGCCAUUGGAGAAGAAGUUGAAUCGCAGAAUGAAUUGUUAGAUCGAAUUCAGGUCAAAGCAGAAAAUGCUGAUACACGUGUUAAAGAUCAAGAUAAACAAAUGAAAAAGUUACUUGGCACUGCAGAUAAAGAUGAUUUGCAGUCUUCACUCCCGUCUGUUAGCAAGAAAAGACUUAUGUAUAAUGCAGUCAAAAGCGCUUUCUGA